AUGUUACUGUGGAAAAUUCCAGGAUUUAAAAACACAUUUUUAAUUGGAAACCUUUUGGAAAUAUUACUGCCACCAGUGCAAUUAUUUUCAUCGAUACGACAAAUAGCAAAAGAAAAAAAUGGCAUUUAUAGAUUUUGGUGCUUUCCUAUUGCUUCUGUUAACAUUUACAAUCCGGAAGAUGUUGAGGUUAUUCUUUCAAGUAUGAAAUAUCAUGAGAAAAGUCAGGCUUAUACAUUUCUAAAACCAUGGUUGCAGGACGGAUUGUUAUUAAGUUCAGGAACAAAAUGGCAGAAUCGCAGAAAGAUUCUAACACCAGCUUUCCACUUCAGUAUACUACGUAGAUAUUAUGCGAGCAUUGUCGAAAACACAAAUCGUCUAGUUGAAUCUCUUGGCAAGAUUGUAGACACGCGCGUUGACAUUGUACCAAUUAUGUCUGACUGUACUCUAAAUAGUAUUUGUGAAUCGAUAAUGGGCACUAAACUUAAUGACAACAAGAUAGGGAAGACUUAUAAGAAUUCAAUACACGAAUUGGGAGCCAUUUUGGUAAAGAGAUUCAUCACAAUCUGUUUCUAUAUAGAUUUUAUUUUUAAUUUAUCUGAAUUGGGAAAGAGACAGAAAAAGUAUCUUGGUAUUAAUCAUAAUUUUACACGUACGAUUAUAAAUGAUCGAAAAAAACAUGUAAAAGAGAAUGGUGUAAAUUUCUUCGAGGAGACGGAAGGUAGAGAUGACGAAUACAGAAUGAUGUAUUCUAAGAAAAAGAGAACAACAAUGUUAGAUUUACUUAUUUUAGCAGAACAAGAGGGUCUUAUCGACACAGUUGGUAUUGAAGAAGAAGUUGACACUUUCAUGUUUGAGGGUCACGACACAACGGCAACUGGGUUGUCAUACUGUCUGAUGUUGUUGGCCAACCAUCCAGAGAUACAGUUUAGGUUGUUGCGUCUUUAUUACCCUUGGAUAUUAUUGUUUUUCAAGGACGAAGUAAUUUUAGAACAAAAAGAAAUAUUUGGUGACACUAAACGAACCGCAACUGUAGACGAUCUUCAUAAGAUGACUUACUUGGAUCGCUGCAUCAAGGAAUCGUUGAGACUUUACCCCCCAGUGCCUUUUAUUAGUAGAUGGUUAAAUGAAUCUGUAACUUUAAGUAAUUACACAGUACCGGCGGGAACAUCUUGUCACAUCCACAUAUACGAUCUGCAUCGUAAUGAACGUUUGUAUCCGAACCCAUCGGUGUUCGAUCCAGACAGAUUUCUACCAGAAAAUGUUGCCAAGCGUCAUCAUUAUGCCUACGUACCUUUUAGUGCGGGCCCAAGGAACUGUAUUGGUCAAAAAUUUGCAAUUAUGGUAAUGAAAUCAAUAGUGUCCGGCAUAAUGAGAAACUUUAGGUUACAUCCAGUGACAACUUGUUCGGACCUACGCUUCCAAGCUGACUUGGUGUUGAGAAACUCCGAACCAGUGUACAUUAAAUUUACAAAGCGAGAAAUUGCUAUUUGAAAAAUAAAGGAAGUUUAUUAACAUAUUUUGACAAGAAUAUUAUA
Papilio polytes (common Mormon) is the source of this 1535-nucleotide messenger RNA. RefSeq names its product cytochrome P450 4C1-like. The transcript has 9 exons. The record is from RefSeq and is a predicted model, not a curated record. Gene Ontology annotation, molecular function: heme binding; oxidoreductase activity, acting on paired donors, with incorporation or reduction of molecular oxygen; iron ion binding. Lineage: Eukaryota; Metazoa; Arthropoda; Insecta; Lepidoptera; Papilionidae. The coding region runs from base 1 to 1491 and encodes 496 amino acids.